AUGGAUAAUCAGUCGUUCUUGUUUGCCUCCGACAGGCGCACUGUACUAACAGCUCGUGUUGCGGAGAGGCAGCAGACCUUGAGAUUUUCGGUUAGCGUCAGAAAUGCCUUUUUUCACGCUCAGCGCUCUGGAACUGUCGAAGAGAAGGUGCAUGAACGAUGCUUCGGAUUAUCACGUAAGCCAAGCUUUCUUUCUGAGUGUCAAUGCCUUCUGUAUGGGCAAAUUCCCACCCAGAUGGGGCAGCUGACUCUAGACGGCGUACAUGUCCGUACUUUUUUCGUAUGCGUAAAUAUGCAUGCUUUCAGUACCUUCCCUAAGCCCACCGGGGCGCAAAGAGGAGGUCUGUUAAGAGGAUCGAUAAUUACGCGAUGUUGGGUUUUAAGCCAAUGCGAAGCGACAUUCCAGAGAAAGGCUCCGGUUGUUCCUCAGCAGCAGCAAAUAAAGAUCAGAAGAUGAGUGCAAAACACUCCAUCAACGACCCAAAGCAUGGCAAUCGUAGUCUUGCGAUCAUUCCCCGGCAACUUCAGAGACGUUCACAAUUGACCAGAGCUUCAGCGUUUUCGCCUUUCUCAAAAAGAAGCACCCGAGAAUGUUGAAUUUAUUUUGUUGUGUCUUUUAUUUGUGCUCCUGAGAAGUGGGCUCUCGUCUCGCUGGGGCCCCCCACUAGGCGUUUUUUACGUGCUUGUGUUUCCUAGGCCACUUGGAGCUUACCUCUGUAUCACUCGGCGUUUUUCCCUUCUUUUUGGGAAGCAAAAACUGGCCAGACCGCUAGAGUCCAAGCUUGCGUAGCAC
Molecule: messenger RNA, 792 nt
Organism: Toxoplasma gondii ME49
Lineage: Eukaryota; Apicomplexa; Conoidasida; Eucoccidiorida; Sarcocystidae
Exons: 3
Coding region: 1-456 (151 amino acids)
Source: RefSeq, a predicted model, not a curated record